Entamoeba histolytica HM-1:IMSS is the source of this 900-nucleotide messenger RNA. RefSeq lists its product as uncharacterized. Lineage: Eukaryota; Evosea; Mastigamoebida; Endamoebidae. The transcript has a single exon. Bases 1 to 900 code for a protein of 299 amino acids. The record is from RefSeq and is a predicted model, not a curated record.
AUGGGGAAUGAAGAAACAAAAACAACAAAGAGAGGAAGUCUUUCUGACAGAUACAAAUUAGAAAAAAAACCUGUUCAUAAAUUUAAGAUUUCUAAAAAAAAAAGAUUCUCUCUUAAAGAUGAUCUUCAACCAUCAAAUGUUCUUAAUUCUCCACAUACUUCACUUUCAAAUAGUUGUGAUAUUUUGUCUGCAGAUUUUGUUAAAUCAGAUGAUUCAAAAAAUUUACUUUCUUCAAGUCCAAGAAUUAAAAAAAUUUCUAACAACACUAAUCAACAAAAUUCUCCUUCUCCUUUUAGAACUCCUUCAAUUCAUUUAGACUCGCCAUUAAAUUCUUUUGACAUAAUGUCUUAUUCUCCACAAUUAACACCUACUUCAGAAUAUUGUUUAAUGAUUAAAAAAUGGUUUUCAUCUAUUAAAAAUGGAACAGAACAAGUAAUUAAUGGAUAUACGAUAUUAUAUGACUCAAAUUUUCUUCAACUCUCUUCAAGAGAUAUUUAUUCUGUUCUUUCUGGAAAAAAUAACUUUUUUAUUAUCGUACGAUUAUUUUCUGGAGAAUUAUUUGGAAGUUAUUAUUCAAAGACUGUUCCUUGUGAAAAUAACUCUACACGUGUUGAAAUAGACUCAGACCAAAAUCAUUUCAUCUUUGUUAUUCAAAAUUUCUCUACAAAACCUACUUUAUAUCAUCCUGUUAAUCUAAAAAAAUCAUUAAUCAUUCAUCCUAUCUCUAAUUCAGAUUUAGUUAUCACUAUUCCUGGUGCAUUUUGGGUUACUUCUGAUGGUAAAGUAUUUUCAAAUUCAAAUAUAAAUUUAACUUAUAAAAAUGCUGUUCCAUUAGCUCAUCGUGUUGUCCCUUAUUCUAAUCCAUUGUAUCAUCUUUCAAUUAUACAGUUAAUUCAUUAA